This is a messenger RNA of Rhincodon typus (whale shark), 1464 nucleotides long. RefSeq names its product copper chaperone for superoxide dismutase-like. Gene Ontology annotation, biological process: removal of superoxide radicals. The record is from RefSeq and is a predicted model, not a curated record. Lineage: Eukaryota; Metazoa; Chordata; Chondrichthyes; Orectolobiformes; Rhincodontidae. The transcript has 9 exons. Gene Ontology annotation, molecular function: copper ion binding.
GAAUGGUGAUAUAUUUCCAAGUCGGGAUGUUGGAGUUUGCAGUGCAGAUGAGCUGUGAGAGUUGUGCCAAUGCCAUCCGAAGUGCCUUGACUGGGGUUAAUGGAAUCCAAUCGGUGGAUAUUGAUGUCAGCACAGAGCAGGUACUAAUCGACACGACACUGACAUCUGGGGAGGUGCAAGCGCUGAUAGAGAGCACGGGCAGGCGGGCCGUGUUAAAAGGAAUGGGCCCAACCACACUUAAGGACCUGGGUGCUGCUGUGGCAAUGCUGGGCCCAGAGGGCGACAUCAAGGGCGCAGUGCGAUUCCUGCAGCUUUCGGAGAACCUGUGCCUCGUCGAGGGAACGAUUGAUGGUCUGAAACCCGGCCUGCAUGGGCUGCAUGUGCAUGAGUUCGGAGACCUGACCAACUCCUGCCUCAGUUGUGGUGACCAUUUCAACCCAGGAAAGAACAGGCAUGGAGGGCCAAAGGAUGUAGACCGGGGCAUAGGAGACUGAGGGAAGGUUUACCGGACUCAUACCUGGAAUGGGAGGGUUGCAUUUAGAAGAUGCGAUGAACGUUUGAAGGUAUCCGACAUCAUCGGCCGGUCCGUGGCAGUUGACAGCAGCGAGGAUGACUUAGGCAGAAGUGCCCAUCCUCUGUCCAAGAUCACGGGCAACUCAGGAGAACGUUUGGCCUGUGGAAUUAUCGCUCGUUCGGCUGGACUCUUCCAGAAUCCCAAAAGGAUCUGCUCGUGCGACGGCGUGACCCUGUGGGAAGAGCGGGAUCGACCAAUCGCAGGGACGGGUCGCAAGUCCCAGGAUCCACCCACGGCUAACCUAUGAACCAGGUCUAUCCUGGUUCCUCCCAACCACACCCAUGCCCCCCCACUCCUACCCCACAAUCGCCGCACCCCCCUUUCCCCAAUCCCACUCUCCCCCACCCUCCCAACAAAAACUCUGACCAGCUUCUAAUCGAAUGGCACGUAGAAAUCUUUUAGAAAAUACAUUCGCUUCUUCUGGGAGUGGGGUACUGAGGCCAAUCUGAUCUGUCAAGCCCGACUGACCCUUGACCCCAUCCAUGACGUCCAUGUGGGGUUAACGGUGCCACUCGCAGGAGGCGGUUGCCGUGGUUCCUCGCCCCGACCAUGGCAACUGCACUCCGAAGGCCCAUCGUUGGCUGUGGACACAACACACAGGGUGCCUACCCACUGGGCGCUACAGCAAUGUAAUUCUCACUCGCUAAAUCGAAAUGGCCAAUCGCUUGUUGCAAGUCAAAGCCUUUGUCGCGAGAUUUUGAUUUCCGGCUGAAAGUGCCAGCCCCACCAUUUCAAGUGGCGUCAAGAUUUAUAAUUUAGUCUUUGCUUCUUGAAGUGAUUUAACUUGGAAUCGAAACGUGAUUACUUGAUGCUUUCUGUAAAAGGAUCUUUUUUAGAAUGACUCUCAACAGCGACAGUACAAUAAAGUUCAGUGAUGAUUUGAAAUCAAA